UAUACGUUAGGGGGCGCCAAAUAGUUUGACCUCUUUCUGUAUGAGGUGAGAGAGACAGCACUACUCAGUCAAAAUGACAACAUUACGGCCUUUUACGUGCGACGAUUUGUUUAAAUUCAAUAACAUUAACCUGGAUCCUCUGACAGAAACAUAUGGGAUCCCGUUUUACCUGCAGUACCUCGCUCACUGGCCGGAGUACUUCAUUGUUGCAGAAGCUCCUGGUGGUGAACUGAUGGGCUACAUUAUGGGUAAGGCCGAGGGAUCCGUGGCUCGGGAGGAGUGGCACGGCCACGUCACCGCGCUGUCCGUUGCCCCCGAGUUCAGGCGGCUCGGUCUGGCAGCGAAGCUCAUGGAGAUGCUGGAAGAAAUCUCAGAGAGGAAGGGCGGUUUCUUUGUCGACCUCUUCGUGCGAGUCUCCAACCAGGUGGCGGUGAACAUGUAUAAGCGUCUGGGCUACAGCGUCUACAGAACAGUGAUCGAGUAUUACUCUGCCAGCAACGGCGAGCCCGACGAAGACGCUUACGAUAUGAGGAAAGCUCUGUCCAGAGACACAGAGAGGAAGUCCAUCAUCCCGCUCCCACACCCUGUCCGACCUGAAGACAUUGAAUAACAAUAGACUGUGGCUCUCUGAGACUCCGCCUUCUUUAAUGGUAAUAAGCACAUGAGAUGUGUCUAAUUCCUGGACAGAUCAGCUACACCCCACAAAGUUAAAAGAACUGUCACAUGUGCAGCAGUAAAGGACCGUUUUCCUAAUUUUGACACAUUGUGGAAAGACUACCUGCAGCAUUACUAAUUUUAUUUUACUGUGAAUCCAGUGACAGAGCAGGUGGUUCUAAAGCCCUGCAGUUCUUUCACUUCUCCUGUCUAUGGUUCAGAACAUGUGAAACGUUAAUAUUUUGGGACUUAAAUAACAAAAUGAUCAUUGCGGUCUAUCAAACUUCUGUCGGAGGGCCACAGAUUGUAAAUAGGUUUUACUCCCUAAACUCAUUUCAGUUUAAUAUUGUAAAUGAACACUGCAAAUGAAAAAUAAAGGGUUCUGUGUAA
Molecule: messenger RNA, 1044 nt
Organism: Thalassophryne amazonica
Lineage: Eukaryota; Metazoa; Chordata; Actinopteri; Batrachoidiformes; Batrachoididae
Gene: naa20
Product: N-alpha-acetyltransferase 20, NatB catalytic subunit
Exons: 6
Coding region: 74-610 (178 amino acids)
Biological process (GO): N-terminal peptidyl-methionine acetylation
Cellular component (GO): NatB complex
Molecular function (GO): protein-N-terminal amino-acid acetyltransferase activity
Source: RefSeq, a predicted model, not a curated record